Molecule: messenger RNA, 2667 nt
Organism: Clupea harengus (Atlantic herring)
Lineage: Eukaryota; Metazoa; Chordata; Actinopteri; Clupeiformes; Clupeidae
Gene: irf5
Product: interferon regulatory factor 5
Biological process (GO): regulation of transcription by RNA polymerase II; immune system process
Cellular component (GO): nucleus
Molecular function (GO): DNA-binding transcription factor activity, RNA polymerase II-specific; protein binding; RNA polymerase II cis-regulatory region sequence-specific DNA binding
Source: RefSeq, a predicted model, not a curated record
AGUUAUUUCAAUGGCCUAACAAACAUUUUAGGGUUUCUCUCUGAAUGCAAACAAUCGCUUGUGAAGAAUUUCACCUAUGACGUUUCAACAGUGAUGCAUUUGAUAAAAGUGUUGACGUGACAGAUGUGCCUUAAUACACAUUAAUAUAGCGUAACACUUUUGGGUCUCGAAUAUUCGUGCUGACAAGUGUGACACUUGCCCAGCUUCCGUCAGCAUGUUGCAAAGUUAGAAUCACCCGGAAGGGUGGUACCAGCUCAAGUUCUUCAAUCUGCAGGCUUGGUAUUUGCCAAGAGCAACAGUGUGUGAAAGUCAAACUUACUCAUGUAGGCAAACAAGACGGUUAGCCACAGUAAAAGCACCAGGUUUAACCUUUCGACAUCGAUGAUUUUCAGAUGUCCAAGAGACACUUGGAGUACACCAUAUCGGAUUGAUUUUGUGCACACUGUCUCGUUGGAUUACCUGGAAAGGUGUACCCACCUUUCGACAUUCGCCUAGCCAACCGAUAAAGGCGAGAACAUCUUAUAACUAUAACGAUAGGCUGUUAAAGUUUUUCUGCCACUUGCUCAAGUAGUCUUGGAUUACACUCAUCAAGAUAAAGACACUCAAAAUCCCAUACCCCCCCUCCUGCUGCUAUGAUGAGUAUCCAACCCAGGCGGAUCCGCCUGAAGCCAUGGCUGGUGGCACAAGUGCACAGUGGGAACUACCCGGGGCUGCAGUGGCUUAGCAAGGACCACAAGCUGUUCCAGAUCCCCUGGCACCAUGCCACACGCCACAUGCCCACGCCAGAAGAGGAGAACACCAUAUUUAGGGCCUGGGCCCUGGAGACAGGCAAAUACCAGGAGGGAGUAGAUGAGCCAGACCCUGCCAAAUGGAAAGCCAAUCUGCGCUGUGCCCUCAACAAGAGCCGGGAGUUUAAACUCAAGUAUGAUGGCACCAAAGAAACACCUGUGCAGCCAUACAAGAUCUAUGAGGUGUGUGAACAGCCAUGCAACGGAGAUCCAGGCGAGGAUGAGGAUGAGGAGCUACCAAACAUUGUAAACCUCUCCAUUGACUCCAGAAUGAAUGAUCCUUCAAGCUUUCAAGUCUUUCCGGCUCACAGAGGUGACGUCCCUUUCCCGUCCUCCAUGAAUGAGCGCUUUGGCCCGACCCACACCAUCCCUGCCCUGCGCCUCAUGCAGGAUGGGGUCCAGCCCAGUGCUGGUGGGGUUACUAACAUGACUGCACACCUCCCACAAGCCACAGCGCCUCCCCAAGGCUUCAGCAGUCACGUGCCCAUGAUGGACGGGGUGGAGACGGGGAUGCUGGCACACAGCGGGGUGAACGGCGUGGCCAUGGAUACAGGGGUCAUACCCAGCCCCGUGCUCGCGGACAUAUCUGCCCCUGCCGUCCCUUCUGUGCCAAUAGGGGAGAGCCCCAUGCCAGCGGUGCAGACCGUAGCAGAGACCCAAGUUCAGCCCUGUAUUUAUGACCUGCUGAGCAGUCCACAUGUGCUACCCUUGACUGAUCUGGACAUCAAGUUCCAAUACCGUGGUCGGGUGACUGGGUCACUUACUGUUAGUAACCCUCAAGGCUGCCGACUUUACUACGGUCACCUGGGGCCAACACCUGAGCAGGUGGACCUGUUCGGCCCGGUCACCCUCAACCAGGUGCUGUUCCCCAGCACAGCAGAGAUUGUGAAUGAAAAGCAGAAGUUCUAUACUAACCACUUACUGGACGUGAUGGAUCGUGGAUUGAUCCUGGAGAUCCGGGGGCAAGACAUCUAUGCUGUGCGACUCUGUCAGUGUAAAGUCUUCUGGUCUGGUCCCGGAGUACCAGAACACGGCCCUCCCAAUCCUAUGGAGAGGGAGCGCAAGAUCAGAGUGUUCAGCCUUAAUGAGUUCCUGCAUGGACUCAUCUUGUACCAAAAAAACCAAGCCCCUUCCCUGCCUCCUUUUGAAAUCUAUUUCUGUUUUGGGGAGGAUUGGCCUGACAAGAAACCCAAAGAAAAACUCAUCCUUGUUCAGGUGGUGCCUGUGGUGGCAAGGAUUCUUACAGAGAUGUUCUCCGGCGAGCUGUCCUGGUCUUUAGAUAGCAUCCGGCUGCAGAUCUCCAACCCAGAUCUCAAGGACCAGACUGUGGAGCAGUUCAAAGAGCUGCAGAGGCUGUUGCAGUCUCAGCACGGCCAAAGCCACUGGGCUCCCACGGUCUCCUAGGAAGAAACCCCUCGUGAUCAGCCUCUCCGUCUCCACUCCCAUCGGCCCAUAGAACUCGGGGGGUGUCGGGUCGGUCCUCUGGGUGCCACAUUCUUCAGGAGGCCCAAUGGACUUUAGCCUGCAUCAUGAGGCCCUUGUAUUGCUGCCUAACUCAAUGUGGCCUGCUCACUAACAUUUCACUGUGAUGGUGGCCUUUAGAUUGCUAGCUGCUGUUUUUAAUUAACUAGCCAUGGACUUGUUACUUUGACUUGUUUAUCAAGACUUGAACAGAAAUAUUUUCUUAACCUAAUUUUUGUGUCCAUUCACUUUUUUUUUUUUUACUCAGGUUUUCUAUUUCAAUAAAUACCAUAGCAGUGUUAGACAGUUGGGGGUAUUUAUCUCUACCUAAAUCAGUUUCUAGUUCUACCCUUUGCGUGUAAAAAGUAUGUUGUCAGCUAAGAUCAAAUAAACUGAGAGCUCCCAUCACUAACUAAAA